Messenger RNA from Phalaenopsis equestris, 2644 nucleotides. RefSeq lists its product as uncharacterized. NCBI's taxonomy places the organism in Eukaryota, Viridiplantae, Streptophyta, Magnoliopsida, Asparagales, Orchidaceae. The record is from RefSeq and is a predicted model, not a curated record. Bases 349 to 2571 code for a protein of 740 amino acids. The transcript is spliced from 4 exons.
CUACACGGUUGUGUUUUGUGCUGUACCAAUGGCUAUUAUGCAGCGUCGAGUAAGGGUUUGAGUUUUUCUUGGUGGGAAUUUGUUGGCCACCUAAUUCCAAUCGCGAUGAGCAAAAAAAGUGAUAUAUAAUAUAUAAAAACAGUUUAUGCAGAUUCGCCCAAUUGAUAUUGAUUCGUGUUUCAGUAGCUGCAGUUUUCAAUUAUGAGGACGAUGAUUAGUUCUUUAUAAGAGAAAAUUCAGAGUCUAAUCUGGCGGAAAUCAAACAGUAGCAGAACUUUCUUCUUCUAGGUGAAACAAUCAUCCUUAAAAACAAACUCUUAUCAAGAAGGAAGUUCUGUUCAGAAGCUGAUGAAUGAGAUCUGUCAUGGAGAAAAUACUAAAAAUGGCACAUCUGGUGUUGUUGCUCGAUUAAUGGGCAUUGAUACUUCACUGCCAAAAAUUGGACCAACGGUCCAUACGAAGGAAUGUUUCGACGAAAAUUUAAGACAACAAACUCCAAACAUGUCAAAUUGUAAGGGUGCUGAAGUUGCUUUGGGCUCACUUCCGAAGAUAUCGCCUUCAAAUUGUAAGCAGCAAUAUUUCAUCCCAUCAACAAAAAGCUUGAGUUUGACAAAACCACCCCGCCGAGAGCAUCCGCACGAAGAGCAACUAAAGAAAUUCAAAAAAGAAUUUGAAGCAUGGCAGGAUUCCAAAUUAUGGGAGAUUUCAAGCAACCUUUGUCAUUACAGCGGUGAAGAUCUCGAAAAAGAACAUUUUUUUGCCCUGGAAAACCUUAAAAAGGAGAAAAUGGCAGCAUAUGCAAACACUUCUCAAAGGCAGAAGAAGCCUGUAGACACAGAGGACUGUAUUUCAGUCAAUAAGCUUAAAAUUAAUCAGAAUGAUGGAAAUUUUGGCAUAAGGAGAGAUAUAGCAGGUAAAGGAUUUGAACUUGAGUCAAGUGACAAAUUUCAGGAGAAAAAUAUUGCACCAUUUUCACCCACAAGGAUUGUGAUUCUCAAACCGAGUUCUGACUCGCCGGAGGAGCCACAGGGUGGCUCGCCUGAGGUGGUUGUUGAAAAGGGCAGAAGCAUGGAAGAUUUUCUUGAAGAGGUGAAGGAAAAGCUCAAAUUAGAAAUGGAGGGUAAGGGAAGAAUUGAUUCAACCAGGAGGUUUAGUUUAGGCCACACUUCCCUACAUGAAAAUUCGAAGAACCUAAAAAAUGCAGCCUGGGAAUCAGAGAAGCAUGGGGCAAUGCUGCGAAGAUCACAAUCUAUGAUAACUUCUAGGAAUUCAUUCCAUUGUGAUGGAGAGAAAUCCUCUAAAUCCAUCAAGAGUGCGACCAGAAAAUUCAUAUCUGAUAGACUGAAAAAUGUUUUAAAUGCAGAUUCAAUUACUGCUUUCUCCAACGAGGGAAAAGAUGAUAGCUUUUGGGAGGAUAAUAAAGCUAUGAACGAAUCAAGUCCUAAGAAUUUAAGGCUUGAACAGAUGAAAGUGGUGUCAUUGGAUGAUGAAUCUUUGUCUCCUUCAAACUUUGUUGGAUCAUUUUCUGCUUCUUUCUCAGAAGCUCAAAAACUUCAGAAACGUGAAGAAUUUAAAAAUGAUUCGGUAGUUGUUGCCAAAAAGAGAAAAAAAGAUGGCUUCAGCAUCAAAAGCACAGUUUCAAAUUUGCGACGGAAUUUGGGUCUAAAAGCCAAGUUUUUUGCAAAGAAGGUCCCUUCAAUGGGGGAUACGGCUGUCGAUGAGGUUCAUUAUGUGAAGCCGGACGAGGCAACUCCUUCAAUUAUUAAAAAUUUUGGUAUCGUGCAGGACAACUCAACAGAAGUGCCCCCAAGUCCUGCUUCGUUUCCAUGCAGUCCAAUUAAUGUGCAUUAUAGUCCUGUGUCGCCGCUCGACGAUCUUUUUGCCGAUGAUCGCUCAUCGACACAAGUCUCAGGCGAGUUAAGCACGAUCAUUACAGAGUUAGGAAGCCAGCCCAAACUUUCUGAAAUGGAGAAAUGUGGAAUGGAAACCCAAACCCAACUUCACUACAGUAAUGAAACAAUUCUGCCUGAAGCCUGCGCAGAAGCUUACAUAAGAGACAUCCUUCUUGUUUCAGACUUGUGCAGUGCUUGUUGGCCUUUAGACCAACCAACUUCAAGGCUGGAUGGGCAAAUAAAUCCAAUCUCUUCAUGUCUUUUUGAUCAAAUGGAACCGAAGAGCCUAAACUCGAGCAAUGUAGAUGAUUACAACUCAACAUUAAGCCUCGGGGACAUCCAUAUCGAUAUUAAGAUGUUUUUAGACUUAGUUAAGGAGGCGCUGCCAAGUGCAUUUGAUGCGCCCCUGACUCAAUUCGUGUCGAAAAGAUCUACUCGUACUCGGACACAGUUUCAUCAUGGAAGAAGACUGAUUGAUGACUUGUUGGAUCAGAUUCAUGUUUAUGCAAGUCCUAAGAUUGAUCGGCCCAAAUCUGUGGAUAAGUUGGUGGUGUGGGAUUUGAAGUUGAUGCCUUGGUCAGAUGAAUCUAAUGGAGAGAUAAGUUCUUUAUGUGGGGAGGUAGAGUGGGUGAUCAUUAGAGAGUUGAUUGAUGAUUUGUUAUUAGAUAUUUUGGUUUAGUGGUCACACAAUAUGUUAUGAUUAUAUACAUUUUUGUGACAUUUUUUAUUUAUUAAAAAAUUAGCUGGUUUAG